Nicotiana attenuata is the source of this 1311-nucleotide messenger RNA. RefSeq names its product high mobility group nucleosome-binding domain-containing protein 5-like. The coding region runs from base 1 to 1311 and encodes 436 amino acids. The record is from RefSeq and is a predicted model, not a curated record. The transcript has a single exon. Lineage: Eukaryota; Viridiplantae; Streptophyta; Magnoliopsida; Solanales; Solanaceae. Gene Ontology annotation, biological process: regulation of DNA-templated transcription. Gene Ontology annotation, cellular component: nucleus.
AUGUUGGGUGCAGAUGAAGAACCAAAUAGUCCAGAAGGUGGAGGAGUUUCAUCCUCAUCUUCAACUCCAUCACAUGACAAUGGUGACAUGAUGGACCAAAAUCUACUAGAAAAUGGAGCCUUUGAUCUAUCUUGUCCCGAGUCCUUCACUCAAAUUAUGGAGCAAGCUGAAGAACUUGUUAUUUCUGACGCUUGUUCCACUAAUUGCACAGGAAAUAUUGAACGUAAAAGACGCCGGACUGCUACUGAUGAACAAGAAGAUGAAGAAGGAAUUAACAAUGCCACAGUAGAGGUUGUUUUUGAAAUAUGCAGAACUAAUGUUGAUCCCCGGAAAUACUAUGCUUUGUUCGGUCUCAACACUUGUAUCGAUGAUGAAGAAGAAGAAGGGCAGCAGAAGAAUGAAAGAGGAGAAGAUGAUGGAAAUCAAGAUUCAGAAGAGAAAGAAAAUCUUGAAUCUAAACCAAAUGAAGGAGAAGCGGACAGAAAUCAAGAAAACAAGAAUGAUAAAGAAGAAGAAACAGAGAAAGAAGAGGAGGAGGAAACAGGAGAAUCACAGGAAGAAGAACAUACGGAGAAUGCAGGAGACAGAGAACAUAAUACCAAUCAUCAAAAUUCUGAACAACAAGAAAAUGGAGAUCAUAAUGACAAUCAAGAUACUGAACAACAAGAAAAUGGAAAUCAAGAAUCUGAACAAGAUAAUGAAGGUGAAAAUGAUGAAAAUCAAGAAGAAAAUGACAAUGAAGAAGAGGAGGAGGCAGAGGUGGACGAAGAAGAAAAACGAAAAGCAGAUGAAAAAGGAAAACGUCCAAUGUCUGAAAUCUGCAAAUUUAAGUUCAUAGUGCCUAAAUUUUCCAAAUUUGAAAAAGGAGGACCGUCCGAUACCCCUGAAGGCCGAGAUCAAACUCAACAGAAUGAUAAUGAUCAGUUAAACAACGAAGAUCAGUACGAUGAAGAUCAUCAGGUUUUGGCUAUUUUAAAAUCAAUGUGGCAUUUCAACUGCAACAACGGGUAUUUCCCAUAUCCUACUUCAGAUGAACUUCAUAAUCACAUUAUGGAUUCAGUUUCCAACUUGAAAAUUCUUGGAGAGGAUUUAACUAAUAAGAUCAUAGCAUUAGAGGAUAAUUUCAAUACAGUUAGGGAUCUAGACGGAGAUAAUCCCGACGGAGAUCGUCCUAUUCAUCGAGAAAUUUUCGACUUGUCUAUGCAAUUAUGGGGUAAUUCUGAUGUUGAACAACAAAAUCAGGAAUUAUAUGAUGUGAAUAUAGAGCAAAAUACUAGUGCUGAUGAUCUUGAGGGCUGGAGCUGGUGGUAG